UCAAAUGUCAUUUAUCUGACGUUAGCAUUUUUGUGUCGAAUAAGAAAAGAAAACAUGUCACAAUCCAAUUGGACUAAUAGAGAGCAGAAGGAAGUAUUCAUUAAAUUGAUGGAAGAAAAUCCCCAGAUAGCUAAAGGAUUUUCAACAAACCGGGUGGAUACUGACCGCUUUUGGAGGGAAGCAGCAGAGAAACUAAACAGCUUUGGACCUCCUGCUAAAGAUGGCGCAACCUGGAAAAAGGUUUGGGCAGAUUUCAAGUCAAAAACAAAAAAGAAACUAGCAGAUAAUGAAGUGAAGCGGAAGCAGUCGGGCUUCAAUGACAAUAAUUUACAAGCACUUACUGAAUUCGAGGAAGCAAUUGUCAGGAUUACCUCCCUUAUCCAGUCCGUUCAUGGCAUAAGUGCCAGGGUAUUUGGGAUAAAUCCGGUAGAAGAGACGGCGACAGCUUCUAAGGACGUAUCUAUGAAUUCAUGCUUAGAAGAAAAUCUGGAAACAGACGCUGUAAAUGAAAGCCAAGAAAAUUUAUCUGAAAAUUAUUAA
Messenger RNA from Episyrphus balteatus (marmalade hoverfly), 540 nucleotides. RefSeq lists its product as uncharacterized. Bases 55 to 540 code for a protein of 161 amino acids. NCBI's taxonomy places the organism in Eukaryota, Metazoa, Arthropoda, Insecta, Diptera, Syrphidae. The transcript is spliced from 3 exons. Gene Ontology annotation, cellular component: nucleus. The record is from RefSeq and is a predicted model, not a curated record.